Messenger RNA from Erpetoichthys calabaricus (reedfish), 4556 nucleotides. It is a transcript of the gene prdm15, whose product is annotated as PR domain containing 15. Gene Ontology annotation, molecular function: histone deacetylase binding; DNA-binding transcription factor activity; RNA polymerase II cis-regulatory region sequence-specific DNA binding. Bases 98 to 3634 code for a protein of 1178 amino acids. The transcript has 26 exons. Gene Ontology annotation, biological process: cell fate commitment; regulation of transcription by RNA polymerase II. The record is from RefSeq and is a predicted model, not a curated record. NCBI's taxonomy places the organism in Eukaryota, Metazoa, Chordata, Cladistia, Polypteriformes, Polypteridae. Gene Ontology annotation, cellular component: cytoplasm; nucleus.
GGUCUUGUUUCCGGUCCUGCGCGGUUUACGGAGCGGAGUAGAGCCCGGAGUCGGGAUUCGGUUUAUUUGUGGUCGUUUGGAAAUAAGAAAGGUAAAGAUGACUGAAAAUGUUGAGGAUGAAUCAUUGUUUGUAUGGUGUGAUGACUGUGGCCAGUACCAUGACUCGGAGUGUCCGGAACUGGGACCUGUUGUAAAAGUAAAGGAUUCAUUUGUCUUGAGCAGAGCAAGAUCAUCUUUGCCAGAUAGUCUGGAAAUAAAGAAGAUUAGUCAUGAAGUGGAAGGAGUCUUUGUGUUGACUCAGCUUGUAAAACGAACACAGUUUGGACCCUUUGAAGCCAAGAGAGUAGCAAAGCUGGAAAAGGAAAUGUCAUUCUCUUUAAAGAUUUUCCAAAAGGAUGGCCUUGUUGUUUCUUUUGACACUAGUAAUGAAGAUGACUGCAACUGGAUGAUGCUUGUUCGACCAGCAACAGAUUACAAACAUCAGAACUUGACUGCUUAUCAGCAAGACAAUGAAAUCUAUUUUACAACAUCUCAGGAUAUCCAGCCUGGUACAGAGCUGCGUGUCUGGUAUGGAGCAUUUUAUGCAAAAAGGAUGGAAAAACCACUCUUGAAACCCACUGUUACGCCACUAACUACAGAAGCUGAAACCUCACCUUUAAAGCAUGAAUUAGCUGGGGAAGAUAUGGAGAGAUCCACAGCAGCUAUGAACAACAGUAUCAGUGAUACUCCUGCUGAUGUACAAACUAGCAGUGUUGUCCAAGAAGUUGAAUGUAACCAGUGGGCAUGCAAAGUGUGUUCCUGUAUUUUCCAGGAGCCUCAACUUCUUACUGAUCAUCUAUUGAGCCAUUUGGAGGAAGUUAAAGGUGUCUGCCAAACAGUAAAUGAAGUAGCGCCUGAGCCUCAGCCGGUUGUGGAAGCACCUAAUGUGACCAUCACUUCUGAAGCUGUAAACCCUUCAACUAGUCCAAAAAAAAAGAGUGGGAGAAUACGAAAGCCUAAAGUGCCCAAAAUGCCAUCUGCACCUGUCUCAGUAGAGAGAAUUGAAACUGAGAGUACAGAUAAUACUUCAGCAGUUGGUGUGGACCAGAUUCUCACUGUAGUUCCAGUAGAUAAUGCGGUGCCAGUGCUCCAGCAGCCAGAGAUUACAAUGGGGCUUGAAAAUUCAUCAGGAAGACUCCAAAGAGUUAGCCGUACAUUGUUGCCUGCUACUAAGAGUGGCCUUCACAAGAAGUAUAUGAAACGUGGUGGAGAACAUAAGCGAGUUUAUCAGUGUACCCUGUGCAAUAAAGUCUUUCAAAAUAGCAGUAACCUCAACAGACAUAUUCGCUCACAUGGUGACAAGCUAUUCAAAUGUGAUGAAUGUGACAAGAUGUUUAGUCGCAAAGAAAGCCUGAAGCAACAUAUCUCUUAUAAACACAGUAAGACUGAGGUUGACUUGGACUAUAGGUUCAAAUGUGUUAUAUGUGAGAAGGCGUUUAGAGUGGAAAGUGCUCUUAAGUUCCACAAUUGUAGAACAGAUGACAAAACAUUUCAGUGUGAGAUUUGCUCUAGAUUUUUCUCUACAAAUAGCAACCUUUCCAAGCAUAAGAAAAAGCAUGGUGAAAAAAUGUAUGCUUGCGAGAUCUGCAAUAAAAUGUUUUACAGAAAGGAUGUUAUGCAAGACCAUCAAAGGAGGCAUAUUGUGGGUCCAAAACAUAUGAAAAGGGAAGAACUCGAAGCAAAUGGCGAAGAAGUUAGUAAAUACAGGAAAGAGCCUUCAGCCUGUCCUGUAUGUGGAAAGGUAUUUUCGUGCAGGAGUAACAUGAACAAACAUCUCUUAACUCAUGGGGAUAAAAAAUACACUUGUGAGAUUUGUGGUCGUAAGUUCUACCGCGUGGAUGUGCUACGGGAUCAUAUUCAUGUGCAUUUUAAGGAUAUUGCUCUUAUGGAUGAACAACAAAGAGAGGAGUUCAUUGGCAAAAUUGGCAUUUCAGUUGAUGAUGAUGAAGAUGAUUUUGAAGAAGAUAAAGAGGAUGAUGAAGUAGAGAUUCAUAAGUACAGCUGCAAAAGAUGUCAGGUAACCUUUGCUAAAGGGAAAGAUUAUUUGAAGCAUAUUAUGGAACUUCACAAGGAGAAAGGAUAUGGCUGCAAUAUAUGUAAUCGGAGGUUUGCUUUAAAAGCCACCUACAAUGCCCAUAUGGUGAUACACAGGGAGAAUCUUCCUGAUCCUAAUGUGCAGCGGUAUAUUCAUCCUUGUGAAAUCUGCGGAAGAAUUUUUAACAGUAUAGGUAACUUGGAAAGGCAUAAAAUAAUACAUACAGGUGUGAAGAGUCAUGGCUGCGAACAGUGUGGUAAAUCAUUUGCAAGAAAAGACAUGUUAAAAGAACACCUGCGAGUUCAUGAUAAUAUCAGAGAUUAUCUGUGUGCAGAAUGUGGAAAAGGAAUGAAGACAAAACAUGCUUUACGCCAUCACAUGAAGCUUCAUAAAGGGAUAAAAGAAUAUGAGUGCAAGGAAUGUAACCGUAAAUUUGCACAAAAGGUCAACAUGCUCAAGCAUUAUAAACGCCACACUGGAAUAAAAGACUUCAUGUGUGAACUAUGUGGAAAGACAUUUAGUGAGAGAAAUACAAUGGAAACGCACAAACUGAUUCACACAAUUGGGAAGACUUGGACAUGCUCUGUUUGUGACAAGAAAUAUGUAACUGAAUAUAUGCUACAAAAACACAUACAGCUAACUCAUGAAAAGGUUGAGGCCCAAAGCUGUCACUUGUGUGGAACAAAGGUGUCUACAAGAGCUUCAAUGAAUCGCCAUAUAAGAAGGAAACAUCCUGAGGUAAUUUCAGUGAGAAUUGACGAGAUAACACAGCUUCAAGAAAGUACAACUAUUGAUGCCUCCACCAUUAGCAUUGUGCAGCCCCAGCUCACCUUAGAAAAGAAUCCUCUGCAUGGCCAGAAACAUAUAAGAACCCCAAAAUCACAUAAAAAGAAGCAAAAGACUACAGAGGAAAGUGGGACCUCUGUGCCAGAGGAGGCAGUGUUGACAGUUCCAGAAGACACUUCAUACACCCAGUACACGGAGAAGGAGACUACCUUUACUGGAGCAGUCGGUGAUGAGACCAAUUCAGCUGUACAGAGCAUUCAGCAGGUUGUGGUAACCUUAGCGGAUCCAAUUGUAACCACUGCAUCCUCAAGUUCUGUGGGUCUUACUAAUAUUGCAGUCACUCCAAUUACUACUCCAGCUGGCACACAGUUUACCAGCUUGCAGCCUGUGGCUGUGAGCCAUCUUACAUCAGCAGAUCGUCAGAUCACCCUGGAUAACUCCAUCUUAACGGUGACAUUUGAUACUGUAAGUGGGUCGGCCAUGCUACACAAUAGACCAGCUGAUCUUCAACUGCCUUCCCAACAGGAGGCUGGUGUUCAAUCCCAAACAGUGGCUCAUUUUAUCAACUUGGCAACAUUUGUGAACCCUUUGAGCAGUCAGCUCACAGAACAGCCUGCUCUUACUUGGAGGCCAGUCACACCAUCUGAGGGAAGUCCUCAUACACCACUGCAGCCCCAAACCCAAGAUGUUGUUCAGCCUGCACCACAAGAUGUGCAACAGCAGACACAGCCUCAACAGCAGCAGCAACAGCAGCAGCAGAUGUUUGGUUAUUAAGGUCUUUCUUUACGUUCUUGGAUAGAUCCAAUUAUGUUUGAAAGAAAAACUGAAAAUGAUGAUGGUGAGAAAUUGAGGAUUUGUAGUGAAUGAGAUGUAGGAAAAUAUGAAGAAGAUGCUGUAACAUUUCACUUUUCAGAGUAUUUACACAGAUUAAACAAAAACGUACUGUAGGAUCAGUGUUUUAGUGUGACGGACUAGACACACUAGUUUUUCUUAGGUAACUAAUUUCAACUUAUUCCAAAAAUUGUUUCAAUAUGCAUACAUAUACAUAAUUAAUAAUGGUGUUGAAACCAUUGUUUUUUAUGAGUUAAUUAUGUCUGAAGCUGCUUGUUUAUUUCUGAUCCUGCUUGUUGACCCUGGACAAAAAGGUUAUGGUAGUUUCAUGAUUUAAGAUGUUUUUCAAGGUUUAAUUUCUUCCAUUUAAAGAUUUAAACUUUACUGAAACCAAUCGAAAACAUUCGUCCUUCAGCAUUCUGGUUUAUGUUCAGUUUGCACAGGUAGAAUUUUAAUAAAUUAAAAUUAAAGGCAAUGAGUAAUAAUGAGUUAAUAAUUGACUGAAGCAGCAUUAAAUGAUGAAUGUAAUGUAAAGAUUAAUUUGUUUAUUUCUGGGAUUCUUUCUUAAAUACCUGUCAGUAAGAAUAAGGUCUUUGGCUGAUUAUUGGAAUUUUUUUUUUUUUUUUUUUUUUUUUUUUUAAUUGUUUUCAUAUUUUUCCUGGGCUAUCCCUGUAAUAUUUAAUUCUAGCCUGAAGAAAGCAUUCAGAAAAUACUUAAAUCAAAAGAUAUUAAUGAAGCACAUGCCAGUGUAUUACCAAAUGAGAGUAAUGCAGUAUAUGUAUGUGGAGAAUACAGCCUUAUAAAAAUAACCAUUUAUGUGCCCACAAAAUUUAAUGACAAUCAGGAAUAAAAAUCCUGAACACAA